AUGCUGAGCAUCCCAAAAUAUGCAAACCACAAAGAAAACCCACGACCGCAGAAGAACCGAGCCAUGAAAUCCAACGUGAGCGACUUGCCGUCGCUGACAGACUUUUAUACCGCCAUGACACAAUCGGUCUCGACCGGAAACGGCUCCAAGUCCAUAGGACCAGAGGAAAUGUUUGAGUUGGUUUCAGGAAACUACGACAAUUGGCAACAAGUGAUUUCCAAAAGGUUUGAAGAAGUCGAAGACGACGACGACGACAACUUCUCGCCCUUCCCGAGAGAGGAGAUGCUGUUGGGGAAGCCCUUUCGAAUAAACGAAAUGUCAGAGGCGCUAAAGGAAUCCCAUGCCAAAAAAAUGACACUGCUGGAGAUGAAGAAAGACGGCGCUAAUCGCUCUUCUGCGUCGAUUAGGGCGACUUCAAAAUCAACACCCAAAGGACCACGGCCCAGUGUCUUGCUGCAUGCGCUCUUGAACACAGCAGAGAUUGACUUUUUGAGAAACAAGAUUACCCAAAUGAUUCAAGGCAGCGGGUCAGGGUCAACUAGCAGCCCUGACGAUUCCCGAUUUUAUGACGCUAGAAACGACAACGACGGCGGAGGAGGAGGAGGAUAUGGAAGCAACGAAGAGAUGGACGCGUGUUCAUGCUGCGGAAGCGACCAUAACUAUUUUGAUCAAGAUGAUUACGAUUUGAGCGAGGUGAAUGGCGAAGAAGACUACGCGUAUAAGAUCCCUUCCACGCGGCAUAUUGAAGUUGAGUUGAAUACAGCGCCCCCGUGUCCCAAGCAUCCCAAAGUCGACUGCGACUGCCCCAUAUUUAACACGUCAAAGAUUGUUGGAGACGGCAGAGAUGGCGAGGGCCCCUCCUGCGAGUUUACAUUUGAAUACGACCGUUGGGGAAAGCUAAUAUCUACUUCGGACAAUAUCGAGGAGAAAUUGAGACGGAUGCAACUAGAGGCAAGAAAACCAGUGGCUAGUCGACACUCGAGCAAUAAGCGGCUGGGGGACUCGUUGCGGUUGCGGAGUGCCAGAGGAGCCGCAAAGGACUCAAAGAUACGAGAUUCAAGUGCAACCAAAGCGGCACCCGUGAUCGAUCCGUUGCAAGAUCUAAAACUGUUUCGCACGGCCGAUUUGCUGAAACAGUUGCAUGCGCAAACACGAAACCAGCCAAAUACUGCACCCAGAAACUUUUUUGGUCUUAUCCCGAGCGAUUAUUGCUGUUUGCUUUGUCAGUACGAAGCGGUGUUUGGUUGCAAACCGAUUCAACUAUUAAAGUUGGUGGAUAAAGGGAGCCGCAAUUCACGUAAAUAG
Lodderomyces beijingensis is the source of this 1305-nucleotide messenger RNA. NCBI's taxonomy places the organism in Eukaryota, Fungi, Ascomycota, Pichiomycetes, Serinales, Debaryomycetaceae. The record is from the annotation of a GenBank genome assembly.